GGAUGAAUAUACUAAUUAAAAAUUCUAUCUAUAUAUUUUCUUGACUAUAUUUAUUAAUUUCUGAUAUGUUUUUGUAUAGUCAUGUAAAGUGAACAAUAGCAAAUAUUAUCUAAUAGAAACAAGUAAAGGAAGUAACAAUGUCGUUCCAAUCUAAACUAUAAAAAAUAUUAUAAAGUGUUAUUUUCAUUUUUAAAUGGAAACCUGAGUAAUUUGGAAGUUUUUAUUCACCUGUGGAUUUACUAAUGGCAGCAUAUAUAGUAUUAUGGAUUAUAAUAACCGUGUUAACACAACAUAGUGCCUUUUCUUUGCAUUCACAUUACCCUCGACUUUUGCCUGUGAAUACAUCCGUGACUGUUCAUAGAGAGGAAACUGCCACACUGAAGUGUGCAAUAGACCACUUAGGGAGAAAAACAGUAUCCUGGCGAAAGCUUCCAUACAUUACUCCAAUAACAACAGGAGUGACACGUUUUGCACAAGAUAGCAGGUAUGAAGCAGUUCACGUUCCAUGGAAAAAACAGUGGAAUUUAAGCAUCAAAAGCGUACAGUUACAUGAUGCUGGUGUAUAUGAAUGUCAAGUAGGAACCCAUCGAAAAAAAUUACGACAAAAAAUAACGCUGCAUGUUAAAGAUGCUGUUUUAUAUAGGAAAGCUGACAUAAAGAUAACAGGAACGCAGUUUCCUGAAAAAGGAGGUAUCAUGUUUCUGUUUUGUAACGCAACAGGCAGGAAACAUGCUCCAAACAGAAUCGAUUGGUUUAAAAAUGGAGAGAGACUGUUUUCUGAACGAUUAGAAAAGAUGUCCAUUAAAAAGACUAUAUCUAUUAAUGCCGGUGUCAUGACCAGCUCGUUAGUGAUAACAGAUGUACACCCUGACGAUAACGGAACAUAUGUCUGUAGGGCAACAGGUCUUGAAGAGGAAACUCUCAUAACAAGUUUGAAGGUCAAUGUUUCAUAUGGUGGAUCAAGUCAUCCAAAGAGAGAUGUCACAAGAACAGAUACUCUUGAAUCCAAUUCUGCUCAAAUAACUGGUACGCAUCUAAAAUUCGAAUUGAUUUGUUUCUUCCUGACAUUCGUACUUUUGGUAUGGUGAUACACAAUAUAUGCGGUUAUAUAUAAUUCUGAGGUGCCUUAAUAACUAUAUUUAUUCUUCGAAAGACACAUUUCGUCGAAGCUUGCCAACAAAACUGUUCUCGAAACAGAACUUGACGUUGAGUACUCGAGCGAACAUGUAUGAUGACAUACAAAAUAGAGAACAUGCAGUAUUACUAGAUCAAAGCGCACGAAGUUCAUCGAUGAGCGUAAAGCAAAAGUUAUGUGAACGUAAUCGAGGGUUAUACUGCAAGGAUAAAAUACACACAUGUAAUCGAGGAGUUUGAUGUUUAAGCAAUGUGAAUUUGAAAUUAUGAGACUACCCUAACAUAUGCACAUAAUUAUUUGAGAAGUUCGGAGUAAAGGUUAUGUAAACGUAAACGCAUUAUACUACUGCAAUAAAAUGCAGAAAAUGUUAUUCGAGGAGUAUGUGGUCAAAGCAUUUUCACAAGGUAAGACAACUAGAACACACUCAAUAUUAACGACAGAAUCAUGAUCAGUUACAUCAGAGUGAUUAACAAAAAUGCGCCAUACACUUGAAAAUAAAUAUGUAAAUGACAGUGAACACAAAGACAAUUAUUUGAAGGAUGCAAAGACUAAACCAGCAAAUGAAUAGUCAGUUAUCAAAUUGUAUUAUGUGUGCUCCUUAU
This is a messenger RNA of Mytilus trossulus (common blue mussel), 1737 nucleotides long. Its product is annotated as lachesin-like. NCBI's taxonomy places the organism in Eukaryota, Metazoa, Mollusca, Bivalvia, Mytilida, Mytilidae. Gene Ontology annotation, cellular component: neuron projection membrane. The record is from RefSeq and is a predicted model, not a curated record. Bases 243 to 1088 code for a protein of 281 amino acids. Gene Ontology annotation, biological process: synapse organization. The transcript has 7 exons.